Messenger RNA from Periophthalmus magnuspinnatus, 1143 nucleotides. Its product is annotated as histidine-rich protein PFHRP-II-like. Lineage: Eukaryota; Metazoa; Chordata; Actinopteri; Gobiiformes; Gobiidae. The record is from RefSeq and is a predicted model, not a curated record. Bases 1 to 1143 code for a protein of 380 amino acids. The transcript is spliced from 3 exons.
AUGGAUAUUAACUAUAACCAUAACUACCGCAACAACAACCACCACGGAGCCUCGGCAAAUCAUCACCACAAGCGGGCCUCUGACAAGUACCACUACCACGGAGCCUCCGACAAGUACCACUACCACGGAGCCUCCGACAAGUCCCACUACCACGGAGCCUCCGACAAGUACCACUACCACGGAGCCGCCGACAAGUACCACUACCACAGAGCCUCCGACAAGUACCACUACCACAGAGCCUCCGACAAGUACCACUACCACAGAGCCUUUGACAAGUACCACUACCACAGAGCCUCUGACAAGUACCACUACCACAGAGCCUUCGACAAGUACCACGACCACAGAGCCUCUGACAAGUACCACUACCACGGAGCCUCUGACAACUACCACGGAGCCUCUGACAAGUACCACUACCACAGAGUCACCGACAACUACCACUACCACAGAGCCUCCGACACGUACCACUACCACGGAGCCUCUGACAACUACCACUACCACAAAGCCUCUGACAAGUACCACUACCACGGAGCCUCUGACAACUACCACUACCACAGAGCCUCUGACAAGUACCACUACCACAGAGCCUCCGACAAGUACCACUACCACAGAGCCUCCGACAAGUACCACUACCACAGAGCCUCUGACAAGUACCACUACCACAGAGCCUCUGACAAGUACCACCACCACAGAGCCUCUGACAAGUCAGACAACCACGAUAGCUACUCUAACCACAAAAACAACCGCUACAACAACCACGACAGAUGUUCCAACAACCACAACAGUCACUCCUACCACAACGGCGGCAAAAACAACCACAACGGCCACACCAACAGCCACCACAGCGGCACCAACAACCACGACGGCCACACCAAAAACCACAACAGCCACUCCAAUUACAACCACAACGGCCGCACCAACAUCCACAGCGGUGCCAGCAACCACGACCGUCACACCAACAACAACUACAGCAGUGCCAACAACAACCACUACUACUGCAUUAACAACCACGACAGACGCGGCAACAACCACGACAACUGCUCCAACUACAACUACAGCAGUGCCAACAACCACAAUAGCCACUCCAACAACCACAACAGCCGCGGCAAUAACCACGACAGUCGCUCCGACAACCACGACACCUAA